Molecule: messenger RNA, 3303 nt
Organism: Calypte anna (Anna's hummingbird)
Lineage: Eukaryota; Metazoa; Chordata; Aves; Apodiformes; Trochilidae
Gene: SPICE1
Product: spindle and centriole associated protein 1
Biological process (GO): metaphase chromosome alignment; mitotic spindle assembly; regulation of centriole replication
Cellular component (GO): spindle; centriole; centrosome
Source: RefSeq, a predicted model, not a curated record
CGGCGGGCGGAGGAUCACCCGGCCCCGCUCUGCCCUCCCCCGUGGCGCUGUUUCCGUGCCCUCCCCGCGGCAGGCUCGGCCAUGUCGCUGCUGCGGAGGUCGCGGCCCCGCGACGCCGGCAGGAAGGGCCCCAGGAAGCCGCCGGCAGUCAAGCGGGACUGGGACAAUACUGUCCGUGAUUUGACAGUCCUCCGUGCAACUCCUGAGGACAUAUUGCGUCGCCAUGAAAUACACAAAUCAAAAAACAAAGAGCUGGCACAUCUGGAACUGCAAGAGAAAGCACUCAAAAGAAAAUGGAGGAAGCAAAAACAACUGGCUGCUGAUUCCCUGGAGAAAAGGAAAUUGACCCUGAUGCAUGAGAUUCUGUCUGAUCAAUACUAUUUGCCAGCUGUAUUGGAACGAUCUGAUCAGGCUAUGGCUGUGGCAAAAGACUUGUUUGGGGAUGCUCCUCGCACACGAACAGGUUUCCCUAAUGUAACAAUGGCUCCUAAUUGUGACUCAUCUCAAAGACCCAUAGUACAAAAAUGUGAUCCUCACACCCAUCUUUCCAACCUUAGUGAAUCUGUCAUGGAUUCCCAGGCUCCUAAUGAAGUGGAGGAGGAAGCAUUAUCAACUUAUCCAUCAGAAGAUGGACACCAUGACUCUCUGAAUUUGAAAUCCAGCAUCAGUUCUCAUAGGCUACUUCAUCUACUGCAAGAAGACAAUUCCUUGAUGAAUUCUCCAUUGUGGGCUGAAAAGGAUGUGAGAAAAACUACUUUAUCACAGGAAUCAGAUAUUCCUUUGACUCCAAUAGCUGUUUCCACAUCAUUGAAUCAGUCAGCCCUCAAUGCUACCAAUGUAGUCAAGAGAAUCUCUUCAAGACUUCAGAAUGAAGGUGGAGAAGAGACUGCAGACUCCACUCACACUGUGAGACAAGUGCUGAACCCACAUGCAAGGAAACAAAAGCAAAUUGCAGGAAAAAUGAAAAGAAAACAAACAGCGCAGAACUCUGCAAGGCAGAGGACAGAUGAUUCUCCAGCUAGUUCAGUCUCCAUUGGCUUUCAGAAGGACAACAAAUCCAGCCUAGAUACUCUCAACAGCAUGAUACAUGAAGUGGAGCAUGAAUUGGAGGAAUAUGAGCGAUGUACAGGCCGUGAGGUUCAAAAAACAGAGAGAAGGGAAGGCCUCACUGGGUUUACCUUGUCACUGGUGAACGCGCUCUGCCGAUUAAUGCGCUACCUGAAAGAGAGUGAAACACAGCUUCGUGAGAAAGAAGUGAUGAGACAGCAGUACGAGGAGAUGUUGAAUGAACACAGAGAACUGAUUGAUGCUCUGACUGCAGAAACACUUCUAGUGAGGGAAGAAAACACUACUAUACAGAAGAAGCUUCAGCAGUACAUGACAGUAACAAAUGAACAGCUGAUCUCUCUCACACAAGCAUUUAAAAACCUCCCUUUGGUAGAACCUAGAAGAGAACAAAGUCCAAACCAUUUUGGAAUUGCAAGCACAAGUCCAGUGAACGGCCAAGAAAAAGCUGAUGUGUGCUAUUUUGAGCCUAAGGCUGAUGCAGGCAUCAGGGAAGGUAUGCUGAAAUUCCCACGAGAAGAGCUUUCUUUUAAGUUUCUCCAGAGGUCAGAAGCUUCAGGUGGUGCAGGAGGUGGUAGAAGCUUGCCACCUCAUGUCUUCCAGCCAGCUGUACUAUUGUCACCUCCCCGGCAGAAGAGCAAUCAGGAAUUGUCUCCCUUCCAAAACGCAUUUACAGCCAUUUCUCAGUCUCCUGAAAACACCAAAAAAGAACCAUGCAAGGAAAGGAGCUCACCUUCUUCCCUGCAAACACAGAGCACAACUGAGGAAAACUCUCUCAUCUCUCAAAGGCAAUCAAUUCCUCCUGCAGACAAAGGCUUGGAGAGUUCCCACAAGAAAAACAGUCUGUCCUGCCCAGGUGACACUAGAAAAAACAGCACAGCUGAAGAGUCUUUUCAAAAUGGUGAUCUCCUGAGACAGAUAGCUGAGCUUACACGACAGAACGCUCUCAUGAAGGCUCAACUGAGCAAAUUUGGAAGCUUAUCUGAAGACAGAAAUGACUGCCUACCUCAGCCAGACCCAAUACAAAAUAAUCCUAGUCCAGACUCUUCACAAGGACAGACUCAUCUUGUGGUAGCCAAGAGCUUGGAGGAAAGAAUAGCAGAGCUGAAUCGUCAGAGUACAGAAGCACGUGAUAAACUGCUGCAGCUAAUAGACCAGCAGAAAUCAGCUGCCCCUGAUACAGUCCCACCGACAAUAUCUUCUGCUCUGCCCCCAUCCCUAAAUAAUACUGAAAAUGCAAGGAGGACAAUGGAAGUGUCUAUUCCUGUGGCAGUUGCUAUGGACAGCUCCAAAGAAGAUAGUGUUUCCUCUGCCAGUACAACCAGUUUAAGAAGGUGUGUAGGAGACUCUAGCAAACCUUAUUCACCCCUAAGUGCCACGACAGAAAGUGUGACAUUAACUCCUGUCAGCCAAAGACCAAAGGUGGAAAAGCAAAAAGAAGAAGGCUGGUUUGCAUUGUCAAUGCACAUUAUGUAAAAGAUGCUGCUGUCAAGUCCUGUAUUUUAUAAAAAUUUUUUAUGAACCACAAUUAGAUCACAACAAUCACCCUCUCCAGUUGUACAGUUUAACUCUAAAAUGCUUUCAUGUCAGUGUCAUUACCAUAAAAGAUCUGUAUGCUUAUUGUAUUUGUGCUGUACAGAGCACUGUAGGAAAUCCUGGGAAUGAGUUUCUAAACUGGACAGGAUGCAGUGACAUUACCCUUUUCCACUGAACAGAUCUUUCACAAGAUUGUAGACUGUUGUAAGCAAUACAAAUUAACAUCUGACAUCUGCAUUAGAUAUGCUGAAGACAGGAGGUUUUAGAAAACUUAAUGAAUGUGAAACUUCCUGAAGUAUGUAUUCACCCAAGAUAUGGGAAUGAAACAGUAAGAAAAACUGAGAUGAGGGAAUUUAACUAUGUUCAAAAGCAAUGUGGAGAUUAGGAAGCCAGUCUGUUCCUGAUGGCUAAGAAUUUGGAUUAGAAAUAAUGUGUUCCUUCUGUGGUUUACAGUUCCUUCCAAAAGUUGUGUUUUCUGUUCAGUAAACAUAUCAGGGAUUACAUCUGGACUUGAGAAUUGCGUUUUUAAAAUCUUUUUAUAGCAAAUAAUAAAGUGACUAUUUGAAGUUGAAAUCAGAAUCUCUGUUUUCUGUGUACUAAAGUAUGCUCCUCUUGAUACAGCAGAAAUAUGUGAUGAGUACAAUUGUAUUAAGCUGCUUUGAUAUGUAUGUAUAUAAUACUGACUAUAUUUUAAUACUGUUU